Staurois parvus is the source of this 403-nucleotide messenger RNA. The record is from the annotation of a GenBank genome assembly. NCBI's taxonomy places the organism in Eukaryota, Metazoa, Chordata, Amphibia, Anura, Ranidae.
AUGGGCCCCUGUACCGCCUCCUCAUGCUGCUGCCAGGCCCGUAAUCUGCCAUGGGCCCCCGUACCGACUCCUCAUGCUGCUGCCAGGCCCGUUAAUCUGUCAUGGGCCCCUGUACCGCCUCCUCAUGCUGCUGCCAGGUCCAGAGUGUGUCAUGGGUCCAUGUACGGCCUCCCAUUGCUGCUGUCUCCAUCGCCACACACUCUGCCAUGUGCCACUUUCAGGUCUCCUCACACUGCUGGUGCAUUCCAUUUUGUCAUAGGGUGCUGGCAGAUUACAGGCGCCUCCCAUUGCUGCUGCCAGGCCCGUAAUCUGCCAUGGGCCCCCGUACCGACUCUCAUGAUGCUGCUUCCAGGCCCAUAAUCUGUCAUGGGCCCCUGUACCGCCUCCUCAUGCUGCGUGCCAG